Molecule: messenger RNA, 1047 nt
Organism: Mytilus trossulus (common blue mussel)
Lineage: Eukaryota; Metazoa; Mollusca; Bivalvia; Mytilida; Mytilidae
Product: zinc finger protein 239-like
Exons: 1
Coding region: 46-1047 (333 amino acids)
Biological process (GO): regulation of transcription by RNA polymerase II
Cellular component (GO): nucleus
Molecular function (GO): DNA-binding transcription factor activity, RNA polymerase II-specific
Source: RefSeq, a predicted model, not a curated record
ACAAGAACGCACAUUCUGGAGAUAAACAUUUAUAUAAAAAAUAAGAUGUUAGAGGGAGGAGAGGAUUUAGUCACACUCAAUGGUAAUCUACAGAGACACAUAAACACACAGAUUGAUACUAUGCUUCAUAAAUGUGAGGUUUGUUUGAGAGAAUUUAGUAGAAAAAGUGACUUAAAGAAACACCUAAGAAUACACACGGGCGAAAAACCUUAUACAUGUGGAGUUUGUGGGAAAGAAAUGUCUAGAGGUAGUAGCCUAAAAAGACACAUGUAUAUACAUAUUGAAGAUAAACCUCAUGAUUGUGAUAUAUGCGGUAAAGGGUUUAGUCAUACUAGCAAUUUACGGGAUCACAUGAGAACACAUACAACCGAAAAACAUACUGUCUGUGAUGUAUGUGGUAAAGGAUUUAGUAGGCUUGGACUAUUACAGAUUCACAUGAGAACACAUACAGGGGAGAAACCUUAUGACUGUUGUGAAUGUGGAAAAGGGUUUAGUCAGCUUUCCAGUUUACACAGACAUAUGACAACACAUUCUGGUGAUAAACAUCAUGAGUGUGAUGUAUGUGGUAAAGUGUUUAGUCUCAUUGUGUAUUUACAGAGACACAUGAUAAUACACACAGAUGUGAAACCUCAUAAUUGUGAUAUAUGUGGUAAACUGUUUAGUCAGCAUGGUCAUUUACAAAGUCACAUGAGAAUACAUACAGGUGAUAAACCGUAUAACUGUGAAUUAUGUGAUAAACGGUUUAGUCAACAUGGUGUUUUACAGAAACAUAUGAGAAUCCAUAUAGGUGAUAAACCCCAUGUCUGUGAUGUAUGUGGUAAAGGAUUUAGUGAGCAAUGUAAUUUACAGAGUCACAUGAGAACACACACAGGUGAUAAACCUUAUCAAUGUGAUGAAUGUGAUAAAAGGUUUAAUCAUUCUAGUAAUUUACGACGUCACAUGAGAACACAUACAGGUGACAAACCUUAUGAGUGUGAUGUAUGUGGUAAACGGUUUAGUGAGCAUGGUAGUUUACAAAUUCACAUGCGAAUACAUUCUGGUGAUUAA